Messenger RNA from Acanthoscelides obtectus, 12468 nucleotides. Lineage: Eukaryota; Metazoa; Arthropoda; Insecta; Coleoptera; Chrysomelidae. The record is from the annotation of a GenBank genome assembly.
GGAGGCAUCUUUUUUGUUUUUCUCAUGCGUGUUGACAUUCAACAUGGCGGCAUGUCGUCAGUGCUGUGCUGUGUCGUGGUGAGUUGAAAAAAAUCAAAUUUUCGUUGAAAACCCUUGAAAUUCUCAUUCAAACCUUGUGUAACUAAGAACUCCAAAAUUUAGCAUACUAUAGAAAAUUUGAAGUAUUCAGCGCAACUGACUGGCCUUAUAUACAAAUGAGUAAGAAAAUUAUGAGCAUCAUACGGCACAAUACGCACCCAGCACGCAUUGAAGACAUCUGAGGAUAUUUUAUUUAAUUUUUCAUAUAUACGUUUCAUAUAAAUUUUGAGUGACUGUGGAUUGUAAUUGUUUUUAUAUGUUAUACCUUCUCCUGAUUGUUUUUCCUCUGCCUUCCGUACAAAGAAAAUAUUGUGAACUUGUUGGUUGAUGCACCUAUUAUUAUAUAUACUGUAUAUUGUGAGAGUCACUUUUGAGUAAAGUGUACGGUUGCCAUUCAUAAACGUACAAGCAAACAGACCGUCUGUUGUGCUUGGGGGGAAGUUGACUAGAAAGAAGCAAAACUGAAAAGGAUACCUUUACACAUACACACAAUACUACGACAAACCAUUCUGUGAUAUUCACUACACUUAAAAGAAGCAAAUAAAGAGAAGCAAGAAAGAAAGAGUAGAGACCAAAAGCACACGCAAACGGACUAUGUCGACAAAUCCUCAGUGGAAGAGAGUCCAGCCGCCACCUGACAACAUCACUCAAGAUGCCAGUAUCAUGGAUUUCAAGUCAUUGACCAGUAAUGGCAAGACUCCAUCCCAGCAGCAUUUCUCACAGGUGGCGGCGGCCUACAACACGAGCCGCUCUUUCCCUGCCUUGAAUGAGAAAAGUGUUUCUCAAGGAUUGUAUUCUGGCGUUUCUUCGCAGCAGCCGAACGGCCUUUAUGGAUCAGCCAGCGCUACACACACAUCUACCAGGUUUCCUACUGUGGGCACAUUCGCUGUAGAUGCAAACAACGCCUACAACAGCGGCGAUGGCGGCCAAAUGUAUUCAUGCUCGAACGGCAACGGAUCUAGUUAUGAUUCCUCUAACUCGGCCAAUCUCGGCACCAGAGAAACCGGGAUCAUUGAAAAGCUGCUGCAUUCAUACGGCUUCAUCCAGUGUUGCGAGAGACAGGCUCGUCUGUUCUUUCACUUCAGCCAGUUCAGCGGCAACAUCGAGCACUUGAAAAUCGGUGAUCCCGUUGAGUUCGAGAUGACGUACGACCGCAGGACCGGAAAACCCAUCGCCAGCGCAGUCACCAAAAUCGCACCAGAGGUGAUGAGCGAGGAAAGGGUAACCGGAACGGUGACUACUGAGCUGAAAGUCUCGGAGGGUUCAGGCGGUGAUACGACGGGCAGAAUCAGCUAUGAGAAUAGAGGGGAGUGCUUCUUUUUGCCUUACACCAAAGAUGACGUCGAGGGUAAUGUGACGCUCAGGGCUGGCGAUCAAGUCAGCUUUCAGAUUGCUACUAAUAACCGUGGUAACCUGGGUGCAUGUCAUGUUCGACUGGAAAAUCCUGCGCAUCCAGUGAAAUAUCAAGGUGUGGUGUGCUCCAUGAAGGAGAGUUUCGGCUUCAUAGAACGCGCAGAUGUUGUCAAGGAGAUAUUUUUCCAUUUCUCUGAAGCCAAGACUAAGGAUGAACUGCGGCUUGGAGAUGACGUUGAGUACAUCAUUCAAACAAGAAACGGGAAAGAAGUAGCUUGCAACAUCACUCGCCUACCCCCUGGUACCGUCAUAUUCGAAGAUCUGAAGCCGGAAAUUUAUAAGGGGCAGGUGCAGAAAACCAUCGACAGAGGGCCGUCAAGAAAUCCAAGCGACCCCCUACCAGGCAGAAUUAAGUAUAGAGAUCUUCUCGAUCAUUCAGAAUUGGAAGUACCAUUUGGUGAGAAGGAUCAAGCUGGUGAUUUUACGUUGAGACACGGAGAUUGGGUGAGGUUUCAGGUGGCGACUGACAGACGAGACGGCCUUGACAGAGCUACGCAUAUCAUGCUGCUAGACGAGAGCUUUAAGGUCUCUGGUGAGAAACGUGAGCAGGGUGUCGUAGCCAUGAUCCGUGAAGGAUACGGCUUUCUGAAAUGCGUCGAAAGAGAGGGACGGUUGUUUUUCCACUUCAACGAGAUCUGCGACGUGGAAAGAGCGCAGGAGGUGCAAGUGGGCGACGAAUUCGAAUUCACAGUGAUCCAAGACCAGAGCAGUGCGACGAUGUUCAAUCAAAAUAGGCCCAGUGCAAUCAGAAUGAAGUUGCUGCCGCCGGGCACUGUGCAGUUCGAGAACCGGAUUGAAAAUGAUCUGACUGGUGUUGUUACCAAAGAGGUGGUUCCGCCUAGCUGGAAUAGUAACAGAAGUCCCACCAAAGAGAAGAAUGGAGAAAAUGGUGAACCGGGGUUGAUCGGUUACGCGUUGAAUGGCGUUAAAAAGAGCAUACCAUUUUACGUGAAAGACUGUGAUGCGAAACAUCUGCCAAGGAUCGGGGACAAGGUUCAAUUCAACAUAAAUCAAGUGAAAAGGAACAAGGAGUUCAUAGCCGUCGACAUUCAGAUAAUCCAAUCAGCCAAUCAGACGAACGGACUCAAGCAUAGCAUUACCAGAAAUAAUGGCCAGUUAUACCAAGGAUUUAUAGCCGCACUUAAGGACGGAUUUGGUUUUAUCGAAACUAUACAGCAUGACAAGGAAGUGUUUUUCCAUUUUAGCAAUUUCGAUGGCGAUGCAAACACCUUAGAACUAGGCCAGGAGGUAGAAUACAACCUGGGCAGCCGAACCGGUGGGAAUAGCGGCACUUGUUCGUCCGCAGAGAAUGUCAAAGUGGUACCAAGAGGUACUAUACAACUGCCUGCAGUUUCUGGGGAGGCGCUGGAAGGUACCGUGGUCCGACCAUUGCGAUCGGUCAAUCCGGAUCAGCAGGAAUACUCUGGCUUGAUUAAAGUGAAGACACCGGUAACAGAGAGUGGGGAAGAGAUAUCCGGAUCGCAACCGCAGGACUAUCAAUUUGGCAUUAUGGGGCUUGCUAACAAACGGGAAUUGUUGCAAGUAGGCGACCACGUGCAGUUCCAAGUAGAUUCGACAGGGCGCGCGGCGAACAUCAUCGCCGUGCGCAAAAAAUUGAGGGCCACGGUCGACGCCAUCAAGGGUCACUUUGGCUUCUUGGCGUACGAGGUGGAAGAGGGCAAGAAACUCUUCUUCCACAUGACCGAAGUCAAGGACAACGCCAGCUUGCAAGUCGGUGACACCGUUGAAUUCGUACUGGUGACCAACCAUAGGAGCGGCAAGUCGUCGGCUUGUAACGUGGUUAAAGUCAGCGAUGUGCAAGCCCGUCCGGAACGUCUAAUAAGCCGUCUGCGGACCAUCUCCGUGGACGACACCGGCCCCAAACUGAUGGUGAUACGGCAGCCGAAGGGUCCCGACGGCACGCGAGGCUUCGCCCUCGAGUCCCGCCAGAGGAAGAUAUCCAAUACAGCUCUUGUCGAAGCGGUCUAGAAGUUGCAUCCGUCACCCACUUUUUUUUCUCUCUCUAUAGAUAUAUACCUUUGUGACUCUUUCAGCGCUGCGUGAAAUCGGUAAACACUCCUACUACCUACUCCUCAUUCCUCGAUUAUCCCCCUUACAAAAUAUACACUGUAUGCUAUAGUAAAUUAAGUCUCACUAAGUAAGAAAGUAUUACGUUCGAGCGAGAAUAACACUGGAAGGGAUAUCAAGGUGGGUGAUUCACUUUAAAUACCACGUGACUCUAUGACAAAAUGCCUCUAAUCGCAUGUGUUUACGUGUCAGGUUCCAUCGAUCUCUUAUUCAGUCUGCAGCUGCUGUCGUUGGGUAAAUCAUUUUUAACAUUAGUUCGGAUAAUCAGACGUGACAAAGCUGUAGCAUAUAUUUUUCGCCAUAAUACCGUUUAAAAGUAUUUGAACACCCAGAAAACAAGGAAACUGAUGGAAGUUAUUGAAGAAAACAUUACAGUAUCUGUAUGAAACAUUUAUUUUCUUAAUUCUCAACAACAUACAACUAUUUAUAAUAAUCAUACUUUUAAUUGCAGCUUAGCAAAUGAUGGAUAAACGCGUAACUAAUUUUUGCAAGACUUUCAAAAUAUUUUGUUCUUCUUUUACUUCCAAAAAUUGUUUACAGAGCUUGGAUGUGUGUUUGAGGUCAUUAUCAUGCUGAAAUACAAACCCCGGACCAAUAAGGCGAGUCCCAGAAGGCACAACAUGAUUUUGUAGUAUGGCUUCAUAACCUUAUUUAUUCAGUAUUCCACAAAGUCCCCCAGAGCGGAACCACCAAAACAGCCCCAAUUCGGUCUCUUUUUUUGUUAGUAGUGGUUUCGAUACUGCUAUGCAUCCCUUAACUCCAGCUUCAAAUACCUUCUCUUAACUGUAGGCACACUCGCAGGUUUACUACGGCCCACGUUUAAGUCGGCAGCUAUUUCGGGUGCAGUUUUGCAUCUAUUGCUUUUACUUUUCAUUAUUAUGCUUAAAUAAUGCUGGAGGUUGUAACUCUGGGUCUCCCUGAACGACGGCUAUUGGAUGUUCAGCCUUGAGCCUUAAAUGACUUAACAAUGUAGUGUGCAGAUACAGUGGUACCUUCUGAAGUUGAGACAUUUCUCGAAUACUUUUGCCGGAUUUAUGAAGAGCAAUGAUAACUCAGAAUAUUCUUUAGUUUUAUCCAUUUUGUCCAGAAAAAAAUAAACGAAAACGCACUUGUUGAACAAUCUUGAACUAUAAGGUAUUGAAGCAUGGUUAGUUUAUCAAAUGAAAUAAGAUAACUGAAGUAACACUGUGUUAUGGGUUACGUACAACACAAAUGAACAGAAAUAAUCGAAAAACAAACCCUGAGAAAGGAUUCCUCUACAAAAAUAUAACAAUAUUCUAAUGGCACAGAAAUUCCUAUUAUGGCUAAUGAUGAGAUCCCAAUAAUAGUGUGAGCAAAUUUUGAUUUGAAUGACCUUUUAGUGAUGCUUGAUUUCCACGGUGAUGGUUUUCAAUAAAUAAGAAAAAUAAAUGCACACUUAAUUUUUUUGUUUAUGAUUUUAAUUGGAAAUAUGCAGGUGUUCAAAUACUUUUGAACGGUAGUGUAUAUGUGAGUUGUCUCUGUAUGAAGUAAAGGCUUAUGGUUUUUUGUAUAAUCAGAAAUUGUUACCAUACAUAUAAAUUUUGUUUUUUUGUUGAUUUUUUUUUAUCAAUUACCAUUUUGUUGGAGUUGUAUUGAAUAUUAGCUAUGAUCAUUUGUAUAUAUUUUCAUUUGCAAAAUGUACCUGAUACCGAAAGAGUCUGUAAUUUUGGGUGAAUCACCACAUACAUAGGAACAUAACUGCCAAAUUGGCAUCGUGUGUAUAAUUUAACAUAUAUUAUGUAACGAUAGUCUUUUUUGUUAAGUUACAGAGACAAAUUUAUUUGUCCGAUAAAGUAACGUAUUAAAUUCAAGGUUUUAAGUAAGUCGGCUAUUGAGUCCACAUUUUUGUAACUGUAAGUUAAUUUCUUUUUAUGUUUGCCCGGGAAAUGAUAGAAACUUAAUUAAAAUCUGUAGUUUAAUACUGAAUAAACGGCAUACUGAUUCUCAUUGUUCGAAAAUUGAUUAAAAAAACUGAUGCAUAUGUAAUGUGUAUGGUUGUAUUGGAGAAUAAAAGGGAUUAAGUUAUAUAUAGGGUGGUUAUUUUUUACAUUAUUAACACGAAAUCUAUGAUAGUCCCGGACAAGUAUUAACUGCACGGAUGCUUAGAAAACAAACUUUUACCAACAGAAUAAUGUUUUCAGGGGCCGCAAAAGGAAAAUGCUAUUUGUAGCUGAUGCGAAAAAGAUCAGUUAUAAUGGUUAAAAUAAUAGUUUAUUUUUCUGAAAAUUCAUAUAUGCUGCCAUGAACAAAAGACCACUUGACCACUGAAAAACCACAGGCUAAUCACACCCUACAUCCAAGAAAUAUACAGGGUGUUUCAAAUUCGACCCUCAUCAUUGGGAUCUCGAAAACGAAGUUGCUUAAAUGGGGGCAAAGAAAAUCAACGGAAUGCCGCUUAGAAAGUUUCGAAACUCAAAGUACUUCCGGAGAGAGACGGAAAAACAGAAUUUUCCCAAAAUCGUUUUAAUUUUUUCCUGUAAUGGGAUCUCAAAAUGAAUCGCACAUUAACAUUGCCACUUUUUCUCCUCUACAAGGUAGCAUAAUUAGAAUUUCACUAUGAUACUUCGUCAUUUGUCUUGCUUCCUUUAUUUUUUCUUAUGGACGCCAUACUGGAUUUUUGCGCAGAUGAAUUGAGUUCUUAAUUCUGAUUCCAAAAAUGUUGACAUUGUCAAACCUUAGUAAUUCCAGAAAAACAGAAGUUCCUAGGUAGGCCUUGAAACAAAGGACAAUCUGAUAAUUUCAAGGCCUACCUAGGAAAUUCUGUUUUUUUUAAUUAACCGAAAUUUGGCAAUGCCAAAGAAUGGUAUAUAUUGUUUGAAUUAGAAUUAAAAACUAUUCAUCUGUUCAAAAGUCCAAUAAGAAAAAAGUUGAAGCUGGAGGGCAAGAGACAAAACGUCAUAUUGAAAUUCUAAUUAUGAAAUCUUGUAGAGGAGAAAAAGUGGCCGAUGUUAAUGUGCAAGCUAUUUUAUAAUCCCACUACAAAUGUGGGAAAAAAAAUUAAACGAUUUUGGGAAAAUUCUUUUUUUUUUUUCGUCUCUCCGGAAGUACAGUAAAACCCCGCUUAUCCGAAAUAAAGUGGACAAUCGAUAAAACGAAAAUAAAUAUUUAGACUCAUAAUGGUUUUAUUGAAAAAAAUAAAUGCGUGUAUUGAAUACCUAAUUAUAUAAAGUUACGUAAAAUAUAAACAUGUGGAUACAAACAUACAUAUUUACGAGUAUUUAGUAACAAAGGAAGUAAUUUUUUAUGGUACACGUUUUGCAUUGUUCCUAUUCUUGGCAGCAAUAUGCCUCCAACGUUUGAUAAGUAGCACAUCAGCUGUCGCAUUUUCUUGUUGUUCGACGUAAGUCGGCGCCUUUUGUAGAGCUUCUAAUCCUUCAGAAUGUGAUAUUGCGUUUUAAAUUUUCUAAAAAUCCUUGAUCCAUUGGCUGAAUCGGUGACGUUGCAUAAGGAGGCAAAAACAUCACUCGUAUUUCUCCAGUUUUAAGUUGCUCUUCACUUGGGUGGAUCGGAGCAUUGUCUAAUAGCAAAAUACAUUUUCGCGUUCAUUCAAAUAUCGUUCGGUCUUGGAAACAAAAUGAUUGUAAAACCAGUCAUUGAAUAGAGCGGCAUCCAUCCAGGCAUUUUUUUAUUUUUAUACCACAGUGCAAGAGCGUUGAGACGGACGUGUUUAAAUGCUCUUGGUUUAGCUGAUUUUUCGGUUAACAACAAAGGAAGUUUGUGUGCACCGGAAGCAUUGCUACAAGCAGGAAUAGUCACACGUUCGCUACUGUAUGUCUAUUUUAAUUUUUUUCUGGAUUUAAGCCAUAUUGCUUCAUUAAUUCUUAAAAAUGUUCUGCAAAUUUUAAUGCAGGCAGAUAACUUUUCUCUGCAAACUUUUAAUUCUUUUAUACCGUGUCGUUGUUUCCAUCUAUGGCGCCAACCAUCAUUGGCUGUAAAGUUAUUAGGUGCUUCGAUAACUGGCAAUUCUUCACUUAAGAUGACUGCCUUUUGCCUUAGAAUUGGUCCGGAAAUUGGUAUUCCACGUUCUCGAUUCCGUGUAAACGACAUUAUCCACUUUUUGAUAUUCCCCUUUUUUCAUAGUUUUCCGAGAAGGCUGCGAUGAUGUCAGAACACGGGACCACUUUUCAAUUUUCUCGCAUUGUUUUUUCCAUUCUGAAUUGGUACUCACGCCCACAUCCAAAUCAUUUGCCACGUUUUUAAGCAAAUCACCUCUAUCUAAACGUCUGAUUGCCUCAAGUUUAUGUUCUAUGGUAAUAUCGCAUUUACGUUUAUUUUUAUGCUGCUCCGUCUUAGCGAUUAUGAACCUGACUGAAACAAACAUACACGCACACAUACUCGUGAAUUCCGCAAACGCGCUUGGAGAAUCACCGGCAGCGAAUCUAAUGACGCAAAGGCCGAAAUGGGAACUACCGGCGGCUAUUUCGGAUAAUCGGGGUUCUACUGUACUUUGGAUUUCAGAACUUUCUAAGUAGCAUUUUGUUGAUUAACUAAAUACGCAACAUUGUACCCAUUUAAGUGACUUCGUAUCUUUACGCUUUCCGAGUGUCGAAUUUGAAACACCCGGUAUACUGUAGAUGAUACUUAUUCAGUCCGUCUGUUUUAUGCUCUUCUAGAUCUAGGGAAGAGUUGAGUCAGAAAAUGACCACCCUGUAUGUAUUACAAACGUAAACAUUGAGCAAAUUUUAGGACUGGUGGAACAAAGAAAGACUGCAGAAAUGAUGACACUGAAAACUAGAGUGGAUUCUAUUCGUUGAAAUAUGAAGAAAAUGGUAUGAUUUCCAAGUAAAAACCAUUUUCUUGACAAGAUGCAAAAAUGUCAAAACAUGUCACGUAUGAGACUGCAAAUUUUUUGAGUUAAACCCUCAUUAUUCGAUUGGAAAUUUUUCAUCUUUCAUGUCGAAUGGUUUUAUAGCAAAGUUUAAUUUAGACAAAGUGACAACAUGACGAUCAUCAUUUCUAAAUAAAUUAAUUUUAUCGUUGACAAGAACAUUCUAUGACCUGAAAAUAAGGAAAUAAUAUCAAAAAGUCUCAGAACUUGCUUUGGAAAACCUGAAGAUGAAUUAUCCCAGGACAAACAUACAUUAGGUGUCUUUGAAGUGUCAAUAUUGUCAGCUGUGACAAAGAUGGUCUAUGCUAAAUAGUGUCCGACCGAAACUAGUAUUUCAGCAAAAACUGAAACUUCUAUCUGAGGAGUAUGAUAUGGGAGGUAAGAUAGUAGUCAAUUUCUAAAAAAAACUCGGUCUCUAUCAAUUAAUAUUAGCAAUAAUGUAAUUAAAAACAAAAAAACUAUGUAAUAAUCAGUGUUUAUCGGAUAUUAUUGAGACUUGCGUAAAGAAAUCUAAAACAGUACUACAUUUGACUCUUAAAACUCUAAAUAAAUAAUGAUUUUUUUUCCGACAGAAAUAUGUUGUUUCAACAUUAUUUAACCUUAAUUUAGACGGAAACCUAGUUUACUUUGAAAAUUUUUAUUUGUACACCGUUUAAAAACAUAAACGUUCAACUUUCGGAUGCUAAGUAUCAUCGUAAUACAUUUUUAGUCUUCAAAAAUUUUAUUGGUCAUGAUAUUUUAAACGAUGAACUAAUAAAUAGUGGUUUUCUAUGAGGAUUAUUCAAAGAUCAAAAACAAUAGCUAUUUCUGAGAGAUUAGUAACUAUGGCAUUAUUUAAGAAAUUUAGUUUUGAAUAUUCUGCCCGAAAUUGAGCCUGAACCGGAAUAAACCAAUAAUUUGUGAGUUGUCUACCAUCUUGAUUACAUAAAAAAGUCCCUAGAUUUCUGUAGGCUUACAAAACUCAAAAUAAAUUUCGGCGCAACAGGCCAUUAGAACGUAAUCUAAUAAGCAUAAUAGAGGGGUCCAAUGCAUAAACCAGUCAAGUCACACGAGGAAACAUAAAAACAUUUUUGAUGUAAAUUUUUUAAAAAUGUAUUUUUUUUAAUUACUGAAUGAGAUAAACUAAUACAUGUUUUAAUCCAAAUUUAAAAUAUAACACAUAGUUUUCAGCCAGAGUCAUAAUGUUAAAAAUUUAUUUUUCUAUAGCUUUCUUCUUCCAGUAAACACUUUAUUUGUGUUUUGUGGAAUCAGGGGCUGCACAUUCCUCUUGUCUUGGAUUUCAAAAAUAUUAAAUUGAUACAAAGAAACUGUUUCAUUUAAAUAAAAUUUCACUAUCCAGUUUUUCAUAGCGCAUUAUUCGAUAUUUUGAAUUCGUAAAUUUAUUGUUAAGGAUUCUUUACAAACAAGUGGGGAUUGAAAUUUAAAAAUAUAUCCUGCGCCACAUUGACAACUUUAAAGUUUUUGUUUGUAUUUCCAACAAUCUUUGAGUAAUCUUGCGGCAAAUAUUUAUAUUUUGUCGACCUAUCUUUUUUGUAUUUCUAUGAUCCAAAGCUUCUAUCGCACGGAAGGAAACAAUGCCCUGGUUCGGAGUUCCUGUGCUGUAUAAGUAGUUGCCAAUAAAGUGUAAAUGAAAUGCACUAAAAGUAAAGUAAGUUUUGCGUCGAACAGUUGUCAAAAAACAUAUGAGUCACUUAUUCUUCAAUGUGGUUAUCGAGAAAAUGAUGUAGCAGAAUGGUAACAUCAUUUUGUCGUCUAGCGGCUAAUGCUUCAUCACAUACAUGAAAAAAACUUUUUCCAGUACUUCCUACAUGGAUACAAAGUUGAAUUUUGUAGAAUUCUUCUCCACUGGAAGAUACAGAAAGGGGCAAAUUUUGUUGGAAAUCAAACGUUAUCACUUCUACACUUGGAUCGUUUUGAGCUAAAAUUGUUUUGUCUCCAGUAUUUGUAUAGAAAAUUUCGGCUUUUUUAACAUAUAAUUCUUUGUCUAUCCAGAACUGUCUCUUUUAUUUCUCAUUCUCAGCAGCAUUAAUUUGAUUCAUUGGUUCGUCACAUUUUUUGCAAGUGUCUAACUUUGGUUUGCCAGAAGACAUUUCAAACUUUUUUGUGAAAAACUUUGUAUAAUAUUCAUAUUCUGCAAUAGGCUCAAUGUCAAUAACAACAGGUUCAUAAAUCAUAUUUUGACUGACAGCAUUGUGCAAAAACCACUCAAGUACAGGACUUGACCGGUCUUUGCAAAGUGUAAAAGCGUAGAUAACCAAUUAUACAUUUCAGUUUCCACAAUUUGAACGGUUCAGAAUUUAAAACUGUGCAAGAAUAUAAACCCAACUCAUUUUGCCCAAAAAAUGGACUUGGUCGGUUUAUGCAUUGAACCCCUCAACUGAACAGUCUGAUAUUAUGAAUAUGAAAUGAAUAUCAAUUUUUCAACAUUUUUUUCUAGCAAAUUUGAACUUUGCUCUGAAAGAGUUGCUUGAAGGCGCCUGAAAACAUACGAACGUAGUUUCGGGUGCAGUUUCGGACCGAAAUUUCGGUCGGACACUAAUGCUAAGACACCAGCUAAAAUUGCUUCCGGGCUAGACGUCACCAAAAGAAUCAGUAUUUUAAACAAAUUAAAUCUCUAUGUAAAAACUGACUUAUGGGGUCAGCAUCAAAGAAUCAGCUUACCAAAACACCAAAGACCGUAGUGACUUGAUGUGUCUUAGGGGAAAGUAGAUUUUCCAUUGCAUUUGCGAUCUUCAGAUUUGUGCUGAAAAUGUUGUCUUGUGCCUAUAAGUUAUUCUUGUCUCGAAUAAUCUGCGACGGAGAUGUAAAAGUUAGGACAAGAAACACAUUUAUUUCCUUCUUAUUUCAUUUACUUGUAAACUACAUAGCUGUAGCUACUCUUCAUAUACAUGAAGUUCAAUUUUUUGAACAAAGCCAAGUUAAGCUGCGCUUCAAGAAAAAAACUAGAAAACGUAAAAAAUACACAAGUUAAACACUGCUUAGUAAACCAAAAAAAGAAAAAAAAUGAUAAUCCAUUGACAAAUAUAAAUACAAUGAAUUUAUUAUUAGGAUAAAUUGAGUUAAGGUAUUAGAUGGUGAUCUAGAAGACUGCAUCCUCAAGUAAAAUUUAUAUAAGAUCUUUUUGUAUUUUUGUUUUCAACUCCGUUUAGGUGUUAACUUAGAUAGCAGUACCUGCAGCAGCAAAAACAGUUGUCUCAUUUUACGAUGCUUGAAAAAUUUGAAACCGAGUGUAACAAAUGGAAUAGAAAAGUCAUAAAUUGAAAUUGUUGUAUUUUCAAACUGCUUUGUAGAAAAGCCUAAGAGUCUCACUACUUUUAAAGUUUCACAGAUCUAUCUUAUAUUUACACUGCAGUAAAUAUUGUCCUAUUAUACAGGGUGUUAAUUAAGUAUGUACCAGAAAUUUAACAAACGAUUCUUUGAGUAAUUUUAAGAUAAACAGUUCAUAUAUAGUUUCGCAAAUUGGAAAAUGGUUUUUACUUACUUUGUCUCUUAUAAUUACUCAAAGAACCGUCUGCUAAAUUUACGGUACAUACUUGAAUUAACAUUGUUUAUAAUCUGAGAAAUUUGUGCUCUGGACAUCCAUAAAGCGCAUACACGCGGUUGUUACACUCUGUGACGAAAUAGCGACUCCGUAGUGAGUUAAGUAUUUUAUACCGUUAUAGUGUAAGGAACAUUCUGAGCAAUUUGCAAAUAUUUCGUAUACUAUAUACCGACAAGCUCAGAAUGUUCUCUAUAAUACUAAAGUAGAAGCACGCUGUAAUAUUGCCGAGUAAUGUGAUAGAAAAAUAUCGCCAGCUGAUUUCCAAACAUCAAGCUAUUUAGAGCUACUCUCCUCCAUUUUUGGUGUUAGGUAGGUACCCACUUGUUAUUACUAACUUGUAUAUCGGUUGGUGUAGGUACUGUGGUGCAGUUUUUGAGGAGUAAACUACAAAAUAAUUCAAUGUGGAUUAUCUUUCUACUUGUAAAUUGUUUUGAUUUCAAAGAAAUAAAAUAAAUAUAUAAGUGAUACUAUUAAUAGA